AUUGUGAUACAUUUGGGAUGAUAUUAUGGGGAAAUCCUGUGAUUUAUGGAACUAAGAUCCCGACUGUAGGGAAAGCCAGGAGUUCAGGCUGUGCCCAACAGUUCUUUGUCUGGUGGGCUGAGGAUAAUGGGCUCGCGCUAUUACAACAACGCAGCAUUUGAGCCGCAGGAGGUCCCGAUGCGUCGUGACGCGUCGGUGCCCACCGCCUGGGUGGCCAUGGCACCACCGGCAGAGGGCUGGUCGUCCCAGGACGGCGACGCUGUGGAGAUGGAGGAGUGCGCCCCAACACGUGGUGGCGAGGAGUUCUACCAGCAUGGCCGCCAGUACUCGAGCUUCACGCAAACCCUGCUCCGAGGCAUGCCUUCCAGAUCCGCAAACGGGACGCGGACGCUGCGGCGGCGGCGCGGCAGCGGCUCCGAUCGGCCGGACGGCACGCUGCGCUCCUACCACGGCACCAUCCGCGGCGCCAUCGACGUGGCCCGCGGCGGUGACGACGUGGACGCUGUGGUGGACGCCAUCCAGGAGGGCGAGGGCUCCAUAGCGGACGCCAACAUGGCCCGCGAGGUGGAACUCAACACGCUGCGGGAGAUGGCGCGGCCGCUGGCCUACAAGCGGCAGGUGAAGCAGCGCCUGGAGCAGCGGGACCGGCACAGCAGCCGCCGGGUCGGCCUCGGCUCCCGCAUGGCCAGCUCCGCCCACUACUCUCUGGUGCAGGCCCGCCGCUCGCUGGGCGACCUGGCCGAGUUUCUCAAGCUGUGGAAGGGUCACCUGCAGCGAGUGCGCGGACAGCUGGGCAGCGGUGUCGCCACCUACUUCCAGUUCCUCGAGUCGCUCUUCUACAUGAACCUGGCCACCGUCGUCAUCGUAGUCGGGUUCCUGCUGGCGCCGCAGCUGCUGCUCCGGAGCCGCGCGCCGCGCGACGCCUUCGCCAGCUACUACGGCGUACCCCCGAACCAGACGGACGCCCGUCUGACGCCGUACGGCGGCAACGACGCCUUCAACUUCGGCAACCUGUUCACCGGCCAGGGCUGGCUGGUGGCCACCGAGCUGUUCUAUGGUUUCUACUAUCGCGGUACGCUGGCGCUGAUGGGCGGCCUCGUAUACCACAUGCCGCACGCCUAUUUCUUCACCGUCACGCUGUGUCUGGCGCUGCAGCUCUGCUUGCUGGCCGUGGUGACGGUUCGGCUGUACCGGGCCAACUUCAUCGAUGCAGCCGCCGUUUCCCGCAACGUGUUCUUCAACAAGGUGCUGUGCAGCUGGGACUUCAGCAUCGCCUCGGAGAAGAUGGCGGCGCUCCGGCACCGGGCCAUCUUCAAUGAGCUGCAGGAGAUGACGUGUGACGCCGUGCGGGAGCUGAAGGCCGGCGGUCAGGAGUCAGCAGGGGUGAGCAGCCUGGUCUGGCCCAUUCGCAUCUUGGUCAACACCAUCGUCACGGGCGUGCUGGUCGGCGUCGGCUUCCUCACCCACUUCCUCCUCCAGCAGCAGCAGAACGUGUCUCCGGGCUUCGUGCGGCUGGCCGCCUUCUCUGUCGUGGUGACGGUGAUGCUGUACGUCCUGCCGUACGCCUUCAGCGCGCUGGCGCGGCUCGAGCUGUACUCCCAGCAGCGGUACCAGGUGUACGUCACCCUGGCCAGAACGAUCAUGCUCGAGGUGGUGAUCCUAGGCGUGACGGUGGGCUUCUGGCUGGACAAGCGGACCGGACGUCAGUGUUGGGAGAACGAGCUGGGUCAGGUCCUGUACCAGCUGGUCAUCAUGGAGUUCCUCUUCACCAUAGCGUUCUCGUUCGUGUGCGAGGUGGCCAGAAACCAGCUGUUCAGGGCUGGGCUACAAUGGCUGGGGCGUCCCCAGUUCGAACUAGCCAACAACACCAUGUUCCUGGUGUACGCACAGUCGCUUGUCUGGCUGGGGCUCUACUUCAGCCCGCUGCUCUGUGUCAUUGGCACCAUCAAGCUCUUCUGCUCCUUCUACGUUAAGAAGUUCACCUGUCUGUCCAGCUGUGAGCCCGCCGCGAACACCUGGCGGGCCGCGCAGACACGGACCGUGUUCCAGCUGGUGGGCUUCGUCUCCAUGAUAGCCUCCAUGGUGGCCGUCGGGGUGGUGGUGUUCAGGGUGCGGAGCUCCAGCGGCUGCGGCCCGUUCCAGCAGCUGCGGCACCCCUGGCAGGUAGUGACGGACAUCCUGAACAGCUGGCACCCCAAGCUGCUGCACUACCUCUCCUACAUCACAGCGCCGGGUGUGGUUGUCUACAUCACGCUCGUGCUCGGGAUCCUGGUGUACUUCGGCCGCAAUGUAGCUCUGACGCACCAGCGGCGGGCGGCCGGUCUGCGGGGUCAGCUGCUGCUGGAGGGGCAGGACAAGCGGCUGCUGCUGCGGAUGAUCGACGAAGAGUCACGCCGGCUGCGCGCCACGGCCGAGGACGUGCAGUCGCUGGCGGCCGGGUCGGAGGAGGCGCAGGGCCGCUGA
Molecule: messenger RNA, 2463 nt
Organism: Pollicipes pollicipes
Lineage: Eukaryota; Metazoa; Arthropoda; Thecostraca; Pollicipedomorpha; Pollicipedidae
Product: transmembrane channel-like protein 7
Exons: 20
Coding region: 127-2463 (778 amino acids)
Cellular component (GO): plasma membrane
Molecular function (GO): mechanosensitive monoatomic ion channel activity
Source: RefSeq, a predicted model, not a curated record